Messenger RNA from Ramularia collo-cygni, 2709 nucleotides. RefSeq lists its product as uncharacterized. Gene Ontology annotation, biological process: protein K48-linked deubiquitination. The transcript has a single exon. Lineage: Eukaryota; Fungi; Ascomycota; Dothideomycetes; Mycosphaerellales; Mycosphaerellaceae. Gene Ontology annotation, cellular component: cytosol; cell periphery. The record is from RefSeq and is a predicted model, not a curated record. The coding region runs from base 1 to 2709 and encodes 902 amino acids. Gene Ontology annotation, molecular function: cysteine-type deubiquitinase activity; K48-linked deubiquitinase activity; cysteine-type carboxypeptidase activity.
AUGGUGACCCGCAAGCCACUUCCCGCAGGUACCAACAGCAUGGAUACUCCUACUCCUACACCGCAUGCAGCUCCAUAUCCCACCUCACCCACCGAGCCGAGCCACGAUUUCUCGGAAAAAGACGGGAAGAAGUUGACUCGAAGAGAUUCAGAUGGYAGUAUUGCCUCCAACGGCACAUGGGACGACAGCGACGACGAGGAUGGAUUUGUCGCCGUGCCGCAACCGCUGAAGAUUCGUCCCAGUUCGCAAGAUUUGGCGGGCAAGAAACAAGAAGAUGGACUGCCGGCCGCUUUGAGGCCGGGAGGAGGGAAUGUGCAGGCGGAUCUACCAGCGGCAUUGAGACCCGGCCCAGCAGGUGGGAGUAGGAAUGAGAGUGAGAAUGGUCUGGAAGGCGGGAACCCAUGGGCAACAGCAGACAGCAGCAAGAAUCCCUACAAACAAAAGAUUGGGGAGGAUUUGUCAACAGAAAGCACUCAGAACGUUUGGCAACAAGCACAGCCGAGUCAUGCUCCACCAUCACAGCCAGCACAAGCUCCUCCACUACCGCCGGCAGAGGAUAUGUCCAAAAUGUCCCUACAUGACGGUCCGACGGGCAGCUAUGAGACGGCCGAGGUGUUGUCUGUUCCCCACAAGGGAAUGCCGCCCUUCUCACCUGUUGCACCUCAAUCGACCGGCAACUCUACAGAAUCGUCCGCUUUCCCGUCUACCAAUCCCUGGUCAGGUACUGAAGGUCAUUCUGUGCCAUCACCGGGUCUGCCUCCCAAAGACCCGCUGCCGCCAGCAGGAAACGCACCUAAUCAACCAUUCCAACCUCCUUAUCCGAAUGAUGAUCCGCCUCCCAUUCAUAACCAACAGCAUUAUCAGCCGUCUGUGCAGUAUCAACAACAUCAAGCCCCGGCCCAAGAUCAGCAACAGCAUCAACAUCAAGWUCAACAUCAGGCACCACUUGUCCAACUCCAACAUCACCAACAACCGCCUCCCAUCCAGCAGUAUCAGCCGCCUCCUGGACCUCCUCCAACGUCAUCCUUCAAUCACGACGAUGCACCCACGUCUUCUACCGCAGUGCCUCCCGCCCAGGUCAAUGAAACCACUCGCAAUGAAAUCUACCAAGUCAAACACAUUCGAUGGUGGGAUGCUGCUUCAAAUUCCAUGCGCAGCUCUCCCAUUCUUACCCAAAAUGCCAACGGUCCAUGUCCCCUCCUCGCUUUGGUCAACGCCAUCGUGUUGAGCACUCCUGCAGAGCUCAACACGCCUCUUGUAACCGCACUCUCCGACAAUGGAGUCCGCUCGCAAAUCAGUUUGGGACUCCUACUCGACGCGCUCUUUGACGAACUCACAUCAACAGGGCGAGGCGAGGCACUCCCGGAUGUCACUGAGCUAUACGCCUUCCUUCUCGCGCUACAUACCGGAAUGAAUGUUAACCCUCGCUUCAUCACUCCCGCAAUCACUCCAAGAGGAUCGCUCGAUGGACAUCCUUCUGCAGUCAACCACAUCCACCCUACCAAUCGCUCUCAAAGCAAAGCCGGCGCCUUUGAGGAGACCAAGGAGAUGCGACUCUAUAGCACUUUGAACAUCCCUCUGAUUCAUGGUUGGAUUCCUCCUCCGGCAACUCCUGCUUAUGCAGCAUUCUCCCGAUCCGCACAGACGUUUGAAGAAGCACAAAACAUUCAGUUCCUUGAGCAAGACUACCUCGCCCUCCCUCAGCUCGACGACAGACAAUCACAAAUGCUGGAAGACAUUCGCACAAUCAAGCAAUUCCUCUCGAACUGGCCUACGCAGUUGACCGAAUAUGGCCUUGAAGCCAUCAGCAGUAGUCUCCAGCCUGGACAGAUUGCGAUCUUGUUCAGAAACGAUCAUUUCAGUACAUUGUACAAGGAACCGAGAGGAGGUGCAUUGAUGACGUUAGUGACUGACACUGGAUAUACCUCGCAUGAAGAAAUCGUGUGGGAGRGUCUCGUGGACGUGAAUGGGGCUGCGGCAGAGAUGUUCAGUGGUGACUUCAGGACAGUCUCUCAUGGUGGGGAUAAUACUAGAGUGGAGAGGAAUGAGGAAGCUGGUGGAGUGGCGCAGUGGGAAGAAGCCCAGAGUGGACAGGAGCAGGGUAUCGUUGGCUCAAAUGCUACAAGUGAAGCCGUCGCUGAGGCGGAGGUCGCGCCGCCUCUGCCGGGUCCACGACCCACCACAGACGGCCCAACUAUGRGCGCCGCAGAACAAGCAGAUCACGACUUCGCUCUCGCCCUACAACUUCAAGAGGAGGAGGAAGAUGCACAACGUCAAGCGGAUGAGCGUAGGAGAAGAGAGCGAGAACUUAGCGAACGCUUCCUCUCAAGUCAAGAAACACCACCUACGAUCCCUCCACGAAGAGGGAGUGGAAGACGAACGAGUGGUGCUCCUGUAUCUCCACGGCCCAACGGGAGACCGGCAGUUUCGAGACCKGCCGGAGAUGCAGGUGGAGAUGCUCCCCCACCCAGCUACGAGCAGAGCAGGACUGACCGGGUUCUGAGGCCUGGAGAGAGACCGCCGCAGCCACAGACACAACAACAGCAGCAGCAUCAAGCACCCAUGAUGCACGGGCGUGGUGGUACGAGUAACUCUGCUGGGAGAGGACGAGGUGGUCCAACGAGAGGUGGAACGAGAGGUGGGAGGGGAGGAGGCGUGGGAGGAGCGGCGAAUGUCAAGGAUGCAGAGGACAAAUGUGUUUUGAUGUGA